AUGUGCUUCUGGCCCCAAAAGACCAAGUGCCUUAAUCAGGAGAGUCCUGAUGCAGAGGACAACUUGCCUGUUAUGUCCUUAGGUCAUCAGGAUGGCACUGUGGCUCCUGCAUCUCUCCAGUCACCCUCCAGUGUCCUCCAGUCCAAGGACUUAAUCCGCUGUCUGCCACCUCACCUCUCCAUGUACAUCCUGGGACGUUUGGAUCAAAAAUCCCUCAAUGCAUGUGCUGCUGUGAAUAGCUGCUGGGCUUUUCUGGCCAAAGAAGUCAAGAGAGAACUUACGUGUCAAAGCGCGGUGCGGGACAACAUCCGCUACCUGCAGGGGCUGUGCCCUAGAGGAGCAAUUUCAAACUACGCCAAGACAGUGGAUGUGACAAUUCCCCAGUUAAAUGAGGAGGGUGAUGUCAUUGCAGAGCAAGGCGACAAGUUGGGGAGUGAGACAAAGGAAGACAAUCUGCAGGCAGCCUAUCGUGACCUGAAAACUGAGACAAUCCAGCUGGAAGAGAGAAACGUCUUUUGUGGCUCCUACAAUAUUCGUGUCCUUGUGGACCAGCCAGACCGCAGCAGAGUAAUCCAUUACAGUGGUGGGAACGUGGUGGCCAUUGGCUCUGCAGACCGAAAAGUGAGGCUGCUCAGGAUAUCAGGAAUGGAGGAAAUGUCUCCUGGGAUGUUGGAAAAGAAGGAAGUGUCUCCUGUGCUCUCUGGCCAUGCUGGGAGCAUCAGAGCACUUUUCCUCCACGAGAAGGAAGGGUUUGUUCUCAGCGCAGGCUUCGAUCUCAGCAUCAGAUGCUGGGAUAUAUACAGUGGGGCUUGUGUGAAGAUCUUUAAUGGUCACUGUGGGACGAUCACCUGCUUGGACUUACAUGAAGAGCAGUUUGUGUCAGGAGCCAGAGAUGGGAUGGUGAAAGUGUGGAACCUGAAGAGUGGGAAAUGCCUCAGGACUCUGAAGCACAGCAGUGCCCUCUGGGCAGUUAAGAUGGAUGGAACUCGUGUGGUCAGUGGGAGUCAGCGAGGGCUGGUGAAGGUCUGGUGUGCUGAUACAGGCACCCUGAUCAAAACAUUAGAGGGGCACCAAGGCCCAGUGAAGUGCUUGGCCUUUGAUCAGUGGCACCUUGUCACAGGAAGCACCGAUGGAUAUGUCCUGGGAUGGAGCAUGUUGGGAGACCUCAAGAGAUGCCUCAUAGCUUUCCGCCACCCUAAGGAAAUUCAAGCCCUGGAGUUCCUCUAUCUCCGAGUCAUCAGUGGCUGUGCUGAUGGAAACAUUCGGAUCUUUAACUACCUGACUGGAAGCUGCCUGAAAGUGCUGAUGGCCAACGGCAGAGGGAACCCCAUAUCUUCAUUCUGUGUUGCAGGAAACAGGAUGGUGAUCAACUCCCCAACUAGUCUAUUGAUGUUCCAGUUUGAGGAUGUCAGGUGGAACUACACCUUAGACACUGACCGAGAGAUGGUGGGGAAGAAAAAACAGCCAACUGGAACUUCAUGUGGAACACCACUCCACCUGCAGCAGACGCCAGGCCACCACCUCAGCCAGAUGCACCAGCUUGCUCUGGAGAUGCAAGCUCUCUGCUAUGAGCAGAUGAAAUCAGCAGCUUGCCAGAAACAGCAGCAGUAUCUCAAGAUCAAAAAGGCUUCUGGAAUUCAGGCAGAGCAGCAGCAAAAGCUUUUCAGCCCCCGCGCCCCCCGGCCCCGUGCCUGUGCCUCGGGAAAGGCGGCGGGAGCAGGAGCUGCAGGGCCCCUGGCAGAUGCUGCAGGUGGCAAAUCUGAACGUGGUCCUUCUGGCUACGGACCUGCUCGUGCUGACAGGACAGAAGCCACUUUGCAGCAUGAAGAGGAAACAGGCCCACUAAGUUGUCCAGUGCUCGAGGACAAGUUGCUCCUGCAGGUCGGCACGCUGCAGAGCACCUGCAAGUCAGCCCCAGUCAGGUUCAGCACUAAGCACACUGCAGAAGUCAGGGAAGCACAGGAACCUCUGUGGGAACAUCAGCAACACUGCCUGGAAAAGAUGCAGCCGCUCAAAACCCCUCUGCAACACAAACCCCAUCAGGCAGCCCAGCUCCAACGUGCGAGGUUGCACAGUGAUUCUCUGGCUAUGACAAGAGUUUCUGUGCCCUUUGAAACCAAAAAGCUGUGGCUGAAGCUGAAGAACUCUCUGCACGGACCCGUGGUGAGGUCCUUCAUCCCUGCUCCCUCCGUUGUACGUCCCAAGACCUGUGGUUCCCUGCCAGGCAGGCGAGCUCACGGUGCAGCUGCUCCUCUCCCCAAAGGGGGGGCUCAGCCUGUUGACCCCUUUGCAGCUUCUACUGAGCUCAUCAAAUCAACGCGUGUGGCAGUUGCACAGAUGAAAAAAGAAGCACUUUCCAAGAGGAGAAAGUCCUUUUCUCCAUAUGCUGCAGAUCCUUCCCGGAGGGACAAUGAGCUCAGGCUUCUGACGGGAAGGCAGAAGGAAGAGCAGGAGGCAGCUGCUGCAGCUCAGUACCAAGCACGCCUGGCAAAGCUCACAGAAGAUGAGCAAAGAGCAAGCAAGAAGGCCUGGCUGAGGAAAAUUAAAGGUCUACCUGUAGAUUCUUUCACUGAAGAGGGGAAAACACCUGCUCCUGAACUCGGGCAUAACACGUUUAUCUGA
Apus apus (common swift) is the source of this 2622-nucleotide messenger RNA. Its product is annotated as F-box/WD repeat-containing protein 10-like. The transcript is spliced from 12 exons. NCBI's taxonomy places the organism in Eukaryota, Metazoa, Chordata, Aves, Apodiformes, Apodidae. Gene Ontology annotation, molecular function: protein binding. The record is from RefSeq and is a predicted model, not a curated record. The coding region runs from base 1 to 2622 and encodes 873 amino acids.